Messenger RNA from Yamadazyma tenuis ATCC 10573, 249 nucleotides. RefSeq lists its product as uncharacterized. The record is from RefSeq and is a predicted model, not a curated record. Lineage: Eukaryota; Fungi; Ascomycota; Pichiomycetes; Serinales; Debaryomycetaceae.
AUGGCUCAGGGGAACUUGAAAUUGAAAAAUAAGGCGCCUGCUAGAGUCACCAAAAAACAAAUCAACCCUAAGAAAGCAUCUCCAAGAGUUUACAAGCCAAAGAAGGGAGAUUUGACCGCAAACUUGGCGAAAACGCAUCAUUCUAAAUUGGUGGUCGAUACUGAAAAGUUGGUUUCUAGUAGAGUUGGACAUUUGGAGUUAUUAAAAGGGUCUAGAAGACAACUUGAAAAGGCUAACAAGAAGAAAUGA